Symbiodinium necroappetens is the source of this 330-nucleotide messenger RNA. NCBI's taxonomy places the organism in Eukaryota, Dinophyceae, Suessiales, Symbiodiniaceae. The record is from the annotation of a GenBank genome assembly.
AUGCUUCAUUCUCGGCAGUUCUUUAAAUUUGUUUUGGCUUCGAUGGAGCCUCCGGCGAUGCACCGAGCGGCAGAGGCAGAGGUCCAGUUGCAGACCGAGCUCCGCGCUGCACGAAGUGCAGUCGCCCAGCUAAUGCGCCGCACCGAGAGUCUUUUGAUCGAGAAGCGCAGGCUUGCUGAGACUUGGCAGGAAGGCAGGCGACUGAAUGGAGCUCCCCACGUUCCUGUUGCUGACGAGCAAAGCUCUGUGAGCGAGGUGUCUGAGGCAUCGUGGACGCUUGUGGGCGAUGCUAUUUCGGGGGUCCGCAGUGACGGAGAACUCUCUCUCUGA